ACGCAAAUAUUCUCAAGUUAGGCAAUCUCUGCGAUUUAUGGUGGGUUCAUUCACAAAUUGCCUCAAAAGGAUUUCGGAUAUGUUUUUAAUACUGUUCUUGCCUAAAGCUGUGUAAAGGGACAGGGAAGUUUUCGGAACACUUCUAAAUAGUUACAAUGGGUCAAUAGGACAAACUAUAAUUUAUGAAUGGAAAAAACAUGAGAUGAUUCAUUAUAUUUUAUAAAAAGUGAAAUCAAAAAAAUUUCAAGCGCCAUUUUAUUUGUGGUUGCGUUUUUAUUACUUCUUUAUAGUUCUAUGGAUAGUAAGUGAAAUCUCUUACAAGGAUAAAAAUUGCUAUCGAGUUUACUGACAGCCAGUUUUGUGUUGAUCAGAUAUCGGCAUCUUAUCUCCAACGAUGUUUCUAGUGAUGCUCCAAAGAAAAAUUUAAAGCGAAAGCAGGAUAUUAAAAAGAUAACUGGGCUCUAAGGUCACAUGAUGCGAAAGUAAAAUGAAAAGAAGAAAUAUUGUAUCAUAUUUUAGAAUAUAGUAUUUUAUAGUAUCAUAUACAGUUUGAGAAGUGCGAAUUCUGAUCCAAUGAAAAGUAAAAAGGAUCUGAUGUCCGAUCUCAUGCUUCCUAUACAUCCUCCCGAUCCUCAUCUUCCAUAAACUUCCAAGACCCUUCUUUGAUAUGAACUGGUUCUACUAUAUACUUUUGAUUCCAUUGUUUUCUCCCUUUUUUAUUGUUUUAUCCGGAGCUUGUUGGGGGACCACAGCACCAAACUAUGGUGAUACUACUCGAGAUUAUGAUCUUCUUGUUGGUUCAGAAUUAGAUCUUAAUUGUACUUUAAAUUCUGAAGAUUUAUCUGGCAUAUCUGGAAAAGUAAAUUCAUCCAAUUUGGUAUUUAAAAAAGAUAACCAAGAUUUGUUGAAGUUUACUCAUAUAAUUGAUUCACGGACAGCUCAGUUAAUCAUUCCCGCAGCACAGGAAAGUGAUUCUGGAAUCUAUCAUUGUACAUUGUCAGUACCUGAUAAAUCAACGAAUCCUCAUGUAUGCAGUACACAAGUCAGUGUUGGCUAUACUCCAAAAAAUGUGAGCAACUUUAAGUGUGUUAGUAAGAACUUUGAUAAUUUGACUUGCACUUGGGAUAUUGAGCCUAACAAAGUGAAGACAAAUUAUUCUUUGCAAAAGAAUUUGUUCUCAAUGGGAGCUUUUCAAAAUUGCCCCACAUUCAACAACACUUUUUGCCAGUGGCGAGAUGAUACAGAUCCUCCCUAUCAAACAAGCAACAGGAAUCUCACUUUCAUUGUGCAUGGAAAUAAUAGCCUAGGGAUAUCUGAAAAUGAAUUUAUGCUCGACCAUUUUGCAAUAGUUAUUCCAAAUAGUCCUGAAAAUUUGACAGCUUUAAAAAUUGGAAAAGAUUUCAUAAUUCUUCAAUGGCUUCCUCCAAAAAUGAAGCAUAUUAUUGAAAAACCUCCUCUUUUCUAUCAACUAUGGCUUGAAGAGCUUGGUCCUGAUCCUCGUGAUAGAGUUGUUAUCAAUAGUGGUUUAGAGAGGCUUACCUAUAUAGUAGAAGGGCUAGUUCCAUAUUAUUUUUAUAAUGUGUCGUUAAGAUGUCGAUCCGAAUAUACAUUUAAAGAAGAAAUGUGGAGUCCUAUAAUAUCUUUACAAAUCAAAACUUUACCAGAUGUACCCUCUAUUCUGCCUGAAGUGAAUCCGCUAGCCUAUGAAUUAUAUAAUUUUGAAGAUUAUCGCAACGCCACUCUAUAUUGGAAACCUGUACCUGAAAGAUAUUAUAGUGGAAUAGACUUUCACUAUCAUGUUGUGUAUUAUCCUUCUGCUCUGACUGAAAACAAGAAUUCUUUUUAUGCAAAAUCGAAACUGCCAGUAAUCACUAUUGGUCAUUUAAAUAAUGAUUCAGCUUACAUCUUUAAAAUUUACUCAGCUAACGAGGAAGGCUUAUCAACUGAUUACAAAGAAAUUUAUGUUGCUGAAAGAAACAAAAUUGCACCUUCUCCUUAUGACAUCAGAGCUAUUUCAAAUGAGCUGGGCUAUUAUAAUUUGACCUGGUCAAUGGCUGGAAGCAUUUAUGACUAUACUUUCACUGUAUUUUGGUGCUCCAAUGCAAAACGUGGCAAUUCACGUUGUGAUGGUCCAAUCAAGUGGUCCAAUACUAAUCUGAAGGAGAACAGUUUCAUCUUGAAUGUUACUGAUGUGCAUAUCAACUUCCAAUUUGCAGUGGUAGCAGCUAUGGGAAAUGAAAGCUCUGGAAUGCAGUGGGCUUCAUGUAUUGUACCGCAAAAAGCUCCUCUAGGCAAAAUUCCAAUUAAACACAUAGAACAAAAAGACGCUUCAACUUUAAAAAUAAUUUGGAGUCUUGACUGUGAAGCUAUGAAGUCUGUUAUUGACAGAUAUGAAAUUACUUUUUGUAAGCUAGGAAUGAAUGGAAAUUGUAAAGUUGCUAAAGCUGAACCUGAUGAUGAAAGCUACAUUCUUCAGGAUCUGCACCCCUUCUCAAAUUAUAGUGUGAAACUAAGAGCAUUCAAUAAAGAGAAUAUACCAAGUGAGGACAUGGCAGAAAGUUUUCAAAAUACACUACCUGGAGCACCAUCUGAUGCUCCUCGCAAUAUUCAGGUUCUCGACAAAAGUGGAACUACAAUCAGAGUGAGAUGGCAACCACCAUUAGAACCAAAUGGAAUCAUUACUCACUAUUAUCUUUAUCGCAAUGGGAUGGAGAAAUACAUAUCAGCUAAAUCCUUAGAGAACUUGUCUUAUGAUAUUGAAGGCUUAUCCUUUUUUACAAAAUACAAUAUUUCCAUGGCUGCCUGUGUUUCUAAUUAUUGCUCUCCUAAGUCUCUACCUUUUAUAGCUGUGACAGAUGUUGGUGAACCUGGUCUAGUGGAUCCACCACGUGUCGAAAUGAUCAAUUCUACAAAUCUGAAAGUAUCUUGGGCAGCUCCUUUGAAUCCAAAUGGACCGAUAGAUUUUUACGUUGUUAAAUGGCAAAUGAAUGGAGAUAAUAAAACAAAUUAUCAACAAUUUCAGAGUCUUUCAGCUGUUAUAGAAACUGAUUGUUCAACAGUAAUGGAUGGUGGAGUUAAAUAUUUGUUUUAUGUCCAAGCUGUUAAUAUCAAGAAUGGCAAAAAUUUGGAAAGUCCAUUCUCAGAAGCUACUCAAGCUACUGCUUGUAUUAUGUCACAAGGUCUGGCUCUAGUAAUAGGAGUGGCUGUUGGUGGAACUCUAGCCUUAGCUCUAUUUAUGUUUGUUUUUUACAAGUUAGUCAAAUGGAUGCAUGAUAAAAUUCAUCAAAUGAAAAAUAUUGCUGUUAGAUUGCCAAAAGAACUUGAAGGUCCCGAACUUAAUCCUCUGAGUAAUUAUGAAAGUUUCAAAAAUGGUCUUGCUCAAAAGAACCCAAACACUAAAAUUGAUCGAUUAUCAUAUGUAUUUGAAGAGGGUGAAAAUAAAAAUCGACAUGGAUCUGGGAGCUCUCAGUUCAGUAACUCAUCAGCUGAUGAGUUGGUUUUCAAAAAUGGGAGGUGUACGAAAUUUGGCAGGAAACCAAGUGGUGAUAGCAGUGGUUGCAGCAGUAUGUCUUCAAAUACUACUACUAGAAUACAACUUUCAUCAGAUUCAGGUGCAGAAUCAGAUAUUCCUAUUCCAGCUUCUCCUGAUUCACUUUUAAUGGAGCACAGUGCUCAUAAUUUUCAAAAACCUCCAUUGCCUAUUUUGAUUGAGCAAGAAUCUUUAGAUUUAAACUCUGAAUUACAAAGGAAACCCUUUUCAUUCCCUCAAUCAAGCAGACACAAUUUCAUUUCCCUCAGAGAAGAGCAUCCUUACAGUAAAUUCGGUAUUUCUGGCGUAUCGUCAACCGUUCCGUGGCGAAGCAAUUCUUUUGCGUUUUACAGCUGCAAUCUUGCAAAUAGUGAACCAUCUGUAUUUGAAUCUCAGAAGUUUGAAAAUGGACCUGCAGUUGCUCCCUAUUCUAAGGUUGGUCUUGCUAAAAGUAGUGGUGAUAUUUUGGGGAAUACAUUCUCAAGCAAAGGCUAUUCAAAAUUUGGUUUUGCACCUCCGAAAAAUUACUACGCCACGGGUAUGGUGAACUUUGAUAAUACGGUCAGUAUGGCAAUGGUUGAUCAUCCAUUUGGCAAAGGAAUGUCAAAAAAUAAAAAGCUUACAAGGAAUUCAUCGAAAGAUGCUUACUUGCCCAAUUUUUAUUUUAAAACUGUUGAAAAAGUAGUUGCUGCUGAUAUGGAGCAACCAAAGCAGCCCUCUGGUUAUGUAUCUAUUGGAGACAUGAGGAGCGCAAAUGAUUCGAAUUCAGUGAAUCAAUGUUCGGAUGUUUCUGCCGAUGUAGAGGAAUUCAUUGACUCUAUGCCAUUUCAAAGUGAUGAAAAUCAUUUGUCGUGGAUCAUGAAAGACAUGAAGAUUGAUGAAAAAUCUCCUUACCUCACUGAUGCUCAUGAUGAGCAUCUAAUAGACCUUCAUAACUCAUCCAUUUUUAACAAUCUUUCAAAUUCUACUAAUGCGAGUAUUAAUAAAUCACCUUCUGUCAGUGUUCUCUCCGAUGCAUGUGAGAGAAAUUUUCAAAAUGAUUGCACAAACUCUCUGCCUGAUCACAAAACUUCAUUUCAGUCGAGUCAGUUCAAUGACAGCAGAGAAUCAGAAUCAUCCAAUUCAUCUGGUUGCAGUGAAAUUUUAUUAACUCCAGUCCUCAACAGAAAUGGUUACGUGCCAUUUUCUAAUUUUUCUUCAUUAGAACGAACGCAAACGUGUGUGCCAAACAGUGUAGAUUCGAAUGUGUCGUUAUCUGUUUUUCCAAGUGAUGUUUGUACAGAAUUCGACCAAAACUAUAUCACGCCUUCAAAUAAAAGUGAUUUGAAAAUGUUACAAGAAGUUCUUGUUCCGAAAAAUAAUCCCUCGCCGAAGGUAGUUCCUUUAAGGAACAAAGAUACAUUCUCUGGUGGCAAAAUAUAUACCCUAAAUGGUAAUAAUAUCUCUAAAAUUAGUGGACCCUUAAAAUAUUUAUUGAAGCCCUUGCCUAAAAUGGAAUCAGAGAUAUGUGAAGUAUAGUUUCAUAAAACUCAUAGUGCUGUUAAUUUGAAAGCUCAGUGGAAAAAACAUGUUACAGGCCAUUUUAUUAAAGUUAGAAAAUGAUCUGUGUAGUUAGCUAUUUAAAAAAUAUUGAUAUUUUUUUAAAAUUUAAAACCACUUCAUUAAACUCUAGAUAACUUUUAUAUUCAUGAAAUAGACUCUUGGAUUUUGCAAGUUCUGAACAUAACUGCAGUGGCAGGUCGUGUGGGGUGAAAAACACAAUGGCUCCAGCCAAAAAGGGCAUUCAAUCGACAGCUGAUGACACUAAGACUUUAAAUCUGUUCGAAUUAUUUAAACUGUAAAAUUAAUAUUUUAUUUCGAUAAAUAGUUUAAGCAAAAUAUUUUAAGAAAAAACAAAUUUGACUUUCCAAGAAAUUUAAUAAUGAAGUUUUAGGUUAUUAAAAUGUAAAUAUUUUUUACUACUAAUUUUUGUUACGUAUUGAAAUAAUGAAUUUUUCACCAUAGAAUAAAUUCUGCAUGCAUCUGUAUCAAAAUGAUUUUAAAGUAUGGAUUCAAUUUUUUAUAAAUAUAUGUCGUUGUUUUAAUUAAGUUGGCUUUUUUAACUCUUUUAACUGAUUAAGAUAACAUUAUUACACUACUCUUUUCUGAGGCAUCUUAUCGCUGAGUUUGCAGCAAGCAUUCUUACACCUCUGCACUCUACUUAGUUACUGUAACACUUUAAACUCUUAGAUUGACCCCAUUAAAUUUUAUCAUUUAUUUAUAUUUUAAUAAAAAUUUAAGAAUAUUUACUUUAAGAUAUGUUAAUUUGCUUAACAUAAAUAAGGGGAAUAUAGUAUUAAAAUAUGUUUCCUAAUAUAUGUUACUAUAACCUGGUUUUUAUUAUCUUUUAAUGUUCCUAAAAUGACCUUUAACAUGUUCUUUCAUUUAGCUCAUCAAAUGAUUAAUUGUUUGUCACUCAUGUUUAAAUGUUAACAGAUAUUUAAACUUGAAAGAUUUAACUUGUUUGUUCUAAAGUUGGUGAUUUUAUCAGUUUAAAUUUUUGAUUUUAAAAACAUAAUAAGGUUAUUAUAAAACAAAAAGAACAAAAUCUGUCCAAUUAUGAUUAUUUAUUUAUUGACAAAUACUUUUAACCUAUAAAUUUAUCAUGCUUACAAUUAUCAGUAAUUUUUCUACUAUAAAAAUGUUAUUACAUGCAAGUAUAUCUGUAAUUUGCAUCCUUCUGCUACUAUGGCUAAAUAUUUCUAGAUUAUUUAAUGCUGCAAGCAUUUUACUUAGCUAAAAUUACCUUAUUUUGUUAAAUUUACCUUUAUAAAAUAAUUUUUAUGUACUUAAGCUAGUCAACUAUUGGUUUUAAAUUUGCAAAGAAAAUUUAAAAUUUAUCAAAGAGGUUUUAUAAAUAUUAGAAUACAUGGUACAGUUUAUAAUCUCUUUGCAAAAUCUGUUAAAAAAAUUAAUAUCAAAUAAUGUGAAUUUUUCCUUAGUGGGAAAAAUGGAAAGGGCUACAAAUGUACAAUCCAUAUUUGUUUCUUAUCCUGCAUUCCUUUUCACACUAAUACAGCCUGACUUAAGAAUCUUCAAAGGAAUAGAAAAAAAAAACUCCUAAUUAAUUUUUUAUAAAUACAUCAAAGGCACUUAUUUUUUAUCAGAUUUAUUCAAAAUUGUUUCUGUAAUUUUAGAAGUUUUUCUUUUAAGAAGUGAAAACUAGCAUAUAUAUAUCGAUGUUAUUCGGCAAAAAUAGGUUUGAAACUUUAUUUAUUCUGAUGCUAUAUUUUUAAUACAAAAAUUUAUUUUUAAUGCUUAUUAAUUAUAUAAACUUAUUAUUAAUAAUAUUAAACAGCUGAAUUACUUUAAUAUAUAUAGAUUAAGAAAGGAAAUUUUUUAUGGAACAACAUAUUUUUUUGAUAAGAGUUAAAAAACAAUACAUAUUUUUCUAAACUUUACCUUCAUAUGGUGCUUGCAAACUUUGGUGUUUUAAAAAAAAAUAUGAAGAAAAUAAAUUCGUUAUUUAGAUAAAUUACCAAAAUGAACUCCAAAAGGUAUUGAUAAUAUUGCAACAAUCAAUUUUUCUGUUACUCUAAUUUAUACUUUUUUAUACAGAUGUUAAAAAAAUUUUAUGUUUAGCUAUCAAAACUCUAUAACUUUUGUGUGAGGCUUUAUCUUUUAUCUACAUCUUACAGACUCCAAAUAAAUUUUUUUGUGUCUGUUUUAUCAUAACAUGGACACUGUAAUGGAACACUAAGAAAUAUUCAAAUAUCUGUUCUAAAUGUAAAGUGUAAGGUGAAAAAGUAUGCUAUCAAUUCCAACUGUUGAAGUUCCUUUAAAUAUAAAACUGUUAGGCUUGUACUCAGAAUCGAAAAAAGUACAUGGAUGAGGAAGGUACCAGGUUUGUCAAAAAUAAGAAAAUUUGAAAAACCAGUUUAAGAAAAAGAGAUGGAAUUGUAAGGCUUAUCGCUUUCUACUUAGAAAACAAGAUAUUUUAUUGUCACCAAGUUUCACGAUUUGUUAUGAAAUUCAUCAACAGAUGGCACUGCUGAGAAAAACUAUAAAUUUUCCAAUUUUUUAAUCAAGACAUUUUCAGACCUGGUAUGUUAUAAUAAGAAAAUUCUUAAAAUUUUAAAGUUCUCCUGACCUUUACUUACAUGGAGUUAUGUUAUGAUAACCUCAUGAAGUUAUCUUUGUUACUCAAGCUUCUACAGUUAUGUGCCAGUGUUUGAUGUUACAGUGAUGUCAGUGUUUUAAAACCAUAAAUUUUUUAUGUAAGGUGAUAACUCAAAUAUUUGAAAAAUGUAACCUCCUUCAUCCACUAUCUAUUUAAUUACUAUCAAUUACAUUCUGCUUAUGUGUAUAUGUACUACUAAGCUAGUAAAUUGAUUUCAAAGAAGUGUAAUUUUUUAUUAUCAUUAAAGAUCAUUUAACUUUUUGGCAUUCAAAUGUAGUUUAGCAAGUGAUUAAAACUAUGGAUGCCUAAACACAUCAGUGAUUAUUAUUAUAUUUCUUUAAACUGCUAUACUUUUCAAUUUUAGUAUUACACAAUGCAUACAUUGUUAAUACCUGUGAGAAUUAUUUUAUUAUAACUACAUUAUCUUAUGUUUGCAAGUUCAAAAAAUUUAAAAACCAUUCCACUUUUAUUUUAUUUAUUUGCAUUUCAAAGUUUUAUCUGAAAAGUAUAUUACCUGUUGAAUUGUUUACGAGUGCAAUGUGCAAAGUAUAUAUAUUUGUUGAAAUUUUAUUCUGACAUUUAAAUUGGAGUUACGAAGGUUUAUAGACGUUUUAAGAAAAAUUUCUAGUACAAAAUUAGUAAAUACUCAUUGAAUAUUUAUUCAUUCAUAAGUUUAAAUAUUCAAGUUUAUUCAUUGUGUAAAAAGAAGGGAUUUCAUUUGUAUAAUUUACUAUUCAUUUUGUGCCAUGACUUUUGUGUCAAUUGUUUUGUAAAUAAAAUGUGAUUUUUUUUUUGUUC
This is a messenger RNA of Parasteatoda tepidariorum (common house spider), 8486 nucleotides long. NCBI's taxonomy places the organism in Eukaryota, Metazoa, Arthropoda, Arachnida, Araneae, Theridiidae. The record is from RefSeq and is a predicted model, not a curated record.